Molecule: messenger RNA, 904 nt
Organism: Gloeophyllum trabeum ATCC 11539
Lineage: Eukaryota; Fungi; Basidiomycota; Agaricomycetes; Gloeophyllales; Gloeophyllaceae
Exons: 5
Coding region: 44-904 (286 amino acids)
Source: RefSeq, a predicted model, not a curated record
GACUGCUGUCUCGAAAGCUGCAUCUCUCUAAGGCGCAACCGGUAUGCCCAUCAGCAACCCGAAUCAGCUGGUCGACGAGUUCAAGAAAUCAGGAGAAUUCGAUCGGCUACGACGGGAGCUGCUCAAACAGUUCCAAAAGAGCGAUGGGAUUGACUCGUUCAUGGCCCGAGUAGAAGACAUAGCUCGGCAGCGAAUCAAUGCAGACCAGAAGCUGCAAUACAUGCCACCGGAAGCCGUCCACAGGGAACUUAUGCAGGAAAUUGAUCGGUAUCCGUUGGUAGAACGCGCUGUCGCAGAUGCCCGCAUGCUGUCGGACCCCGGCUUUUCUGCUGGCAUUCAUAGGUCGGUAACUCGGAUCCUCCGCCAAGACAGAGGGGAACCUUUGGAAGAGGAUGAAGCUGGGUCGCCGGAAGCUAUGGACAUCGAUGAGCCGUCAGACGAUGAAACUCCCGUCAACACUCCCAAUAUUAUUUCCCAUCACGCGGACGCGCCACCGCCUCCAGUGCAAAACGAUGUCGCACCGCUGAGGAAUAGUACCCCGGCACUGGAUGGCGUAGAGUCGAAUCCAAUGGACAGUGGACCUGCUCCCGCAGUCGAGUCGGCGGACAUAGAUUCUGCGUCUGUGCCUGACAUCUCGGCCUCGAAGAAAUCCUCCGAAGAUACCACUCAGGUGGACGGUUCCGAUACAUCGAAGGCGGGAGUCGAAGCGCCUUCGGAUGGCCAAACCAUCCAGACAGUGGACGAUUUGACCUCGAAGGCAUCUCCAGUUGCGGACGCCGUUAUCACUGACGCCGGGGAACCUAAAUCCGACUCAAACGCUUCAGACAAUGCACCCAUACCUGACCAUUCCGUCCCCCGUGAUGCAGAUACGACGCAUGUCAUCCAGGAAGCACCAGCAAUGUAA